Messenger RNA from Glycine soja, 1914 nucleotides. RefSeq names its product glutathione gamma-glutamylcysteinyltransferase 1-like. Gene Ontology annotation, molecular function: metal ion binding; glutathione gamma-glutamylcysteinyltransferase activity. Gene Ontology annotation, biological process: phytochelatin biosynthetic process; response to metal ion; cellular detoxification of cadmium ion. The record is from RefSeq and is a predicted model, not a curated record. The coding region runs from base 209 to 1702 and encodes 497 amino acids. NCBI's taxonomy places the organism in Eukaryota, Viridiplantae, Streptophyta, Magnoliopsida, Fabales, Fabaceae. The transcript is spliced from 8 exons.
CUUUUUUUUUCUGCGUCGGCAAUAAUGAAGUUGAAGUUCUGCAAUCACUGAAAAAGAAAAUGGUUGACGGUUGACUGAUAAAAACAUGAAAGAAUGACCGAAGACAGUAACAAAAAUGGAUAGAACAUAGAAGUGCGUGAGGUUGAAGCAAAAGAGUUGUGUUGUGUUUGAAUAGGUUUAGGAAAGGGUUUUGCGGUGGUUACUGUCAAUGGCGACGGCGGGGUUGUAUCGACGCCUUCUUCCUUGUCCCCCCGCCGUCGAAUUUGCUUCUUCACAAGGCAAGAAACUAUUUCUUGAAUCCAUUCAGAAUGGAACCAUGGAAGGCUUCUACAAGUUGGUUUCCUAUUUCCAAACGCAAUCCGAGCCCGCCUUUUGCGGCCUCGCCAGCUUGUCCAUGGUCCUCAAUGCUCUUGCCAUUGAUCCUGGCAGAAAAUGGAAAGGUUCUUGGAGAUGGUUUGAUGAAUCUAUGUUGGACUGUUGUGAGCCUCUAGAAACGGUCAAGGCUAGAGGCAUCACGUUUGGGAAGCUUGUGUGUUUAGCUCAUUGUGCCGGAGCAAAAGUUGAAGCCUUUCAUGCUAGCCAUAGCAGCAUCGAUGAUUUUCGUAAAUAUGUUAUCAAGUGUUCGAUGUCCGAUGACUGUUACGUAAUCUCAUCGUACCACAGAGCUGCCCUCAAACAAACGGGAAUUGGUCACUUUUCUCCUAUCGGAGGGUAUCAUGUUCGAAGGGACAUGGCACUUAUUUUGGACGUUGCACGAUUUAAGUAUCCUCCUCAUUGGAUCCCACUUAAACUUCUUUGGGAAGGCAUGAAUUAUGUAGAUGAGGAUACUGGACAAUCUAGGGGGUUCAUGCUUGUAUCAAGGCCUCACAGGGAACCUGGAUUGCUUUACACUCUGAGCUGCAAACAUGAGAGUUGGAUUAAUAUUGCAAAAUUCCUAAUGGACGAUGCUCCUCUUCUGUUAAAAUCAGAGGAUGCGAAAGACAUCCAUCAGGUUAUUUCAAUUAUAGUCGCAUCACUGCCAUCUAAUUUUGAAGAAUUCAUCAAGUGGAUUUCAGAGAUCAGGAGGCGAGAGGAUGGUGGUCCAAGUUUAAGCGCAGAGGAGAAAGCAAGGCUUGCUAUCAAGGAAGAGGUAUUGAAACAGGUGCAGGAGACUGGGCUUUUCAAACAUGUAGCUUCCUUUUUGGCAAGUUCUUGCAGCAGACAAGCAUCAGGUGAUGGAGACACAUUACCUUUCAUUGCUGCAAGUGUUUGUUGCCAAGGAGCAGAAAUUUUAGGGGGGAAACCUAGCUCAUCAGGGUAUUGCUGUCGAGAGACAUGUAUGAAAUGCUGGAAAGCCGAAGAUGACAAGCCAAUAACAAUGGUUUCGGGGACUGUGGUAAAUGGUAACACUGAGCAAGGGGUUGAUGUGUUGAUUCCUUCAUCAUCUGGGAAAUUAUGUUGCAUUUGCUCUAAAAGUAAGUACAUAAGGGUGCACCCAGCUAGCACUGAUGUGCUAACAGUGCUUCUGCUGUCCUUACCAUCUACAACAUGGGCUGGCAUCACAGAUGAGCAGCUUUUGACAGAAAUACACGGUCUGGUUUCAAUUGAAAAUCUUCCUACUUUGCUUCAGGAAGAGGUUUUGCACUUGAGACAUCAGCUACACCUUCUCAAGAGAUGUCAAGAGGGUAAGGUAGACGAGGAUCUUGGUGCUCCUCUCUCUUGACUGUUAAAUUUAUAUCCCACACCAUUUUUUUAAUUCGUUCAAUUAGCUUCAUGGCACGUCGAGUAGUGUAGAAUCACUUAAAUUUUCUUUUACCGCAUAUUGACAACUGAAGAUUUUCUUUUCUACCAGUGAUUCAGUAUCUCAUUACCUAAUUACAUUUUUUUUUCCUAGUUUAUGCUAAUUCACUCUUGGUGAUGGUGUGAACUUGCCUA